Molecule: messenger RNA, 2494 nt
Organism: Cornus florida
Lineage: Eukaryota; Viridiplantae; Streptophyta; Magnoliopsida; Cornales; Cornaceae
Product: protein BONZAI 1-like
Exons: 16
Coding region: 143-1888 (581 amino acids)
Biological process (GO): cellular response to calcium ion
Cellular component (GO): plasma membrane
Molecular function (GO): calcium-dependent phospholipid binding
Source: RefSeq, a predicted model, not a curated record
AGGAAAAAAAAUGUAGUAAUACUCUCUUCACGUUUACAGUCUGUUGAUUCAAUUCAUUUCUUAGUCUGUAUCUAUCCAACUUUUAUUUCUCUCUCCUCUCUCUCUUCGGACAAACUACAAAAGUGCGUGGGCGGCGGCGGCAAUGGGCAACUGCUGCUCCGACGUGGCCGGCGGACGGACGGCCGUCGGCGGCACUUCUUCUCAAGCUAAUCCAACUGACACUCCAAACGACGCCGUUGAUUGCUUUCUCAAGUCCCGUGGCUACCACGGCCAGUUUUCUCAGAUCGAGUUAUCAUUCUCUGCUGCAAACUUACGUGAUCGGGAUGUGCUUUCAAAGAGUGAUCCCAUGGCAGUUAUUUAUGCUAAAGGAAGAGAUGGUGCACUUCAAGAGCUUGGCCGUACUGAAGUUGUGUUAAAUUCGUUGAAUCCCAAGUGGAUCACAAAGCAAACUGUUACCUAUUAUUUUGAGGUGGUGCAGACCUUGGUGUUUCAUGUGUAUGAUGUUGACACUCAGUUUCACAAUGUUGAUGUAAAGAUGCUUAAGCUGGACGAGCAGCAAUUUCUUGGCGAGGCUACUUGUGCAUUGUCCGAGAUUCUCACAAAAUCCAUUAGGUCAUUGUCCUUGCCUCUUGUACAUAGAGAGGAAUCUAUAAGAGCAACCCAUUCCAGAAAUUACGGUGAGCUCACUGUUCAUGCCGAAGAGUGUGUUAGCUCAAAGACUACAACAGAGUUGAUUUUGAGGUGUUCAGAAUUGGAAUAUAAGGAUCUGUUCUCAAGAACUGACCCCUUUUUGGUAAUAUCAAAAAUUGUGGAGAGUGGACCCCCUAUUCCAAUUUGCAAAACAGAAGUUUUAAGAAGUGAUCUUAAUCCAAAGUGGAAACCAGUUUUUUUGAAUAUUCAGCAAGUUGGAAGCAAGGACAAUCCACUAAUUAUAGAAUGCUUUAACUUCAGUAGCAAUGGGAAACAUGAUUUGAUUGGAAAAGUUCAGAAAUCACUAGCAGACUUGGAAAAGCUUCGUUCUAUUCCGCAAGGGGAACAUUUAUUUUUACCAACUGUUGUUGGGCAUGAUCAUCACAACAAGGUUUUAAAGACUCAGCUAUUUGUAGACAAGUUUUCUGAGUGUGUCCAACAUACUUUCCUGGAUUACAUAGCUAAUGGAUGUGAAAUGAGCUUCAUGGUGGCCAUUGAUUUCACAGCUUCAAAUGGAAAUCCACGCCUGCCUGAUUCCUUGCAUUAUAUAGACCCGUCAGGUCGGCCAAAUGCGUAUCAGAGAGCAAUCUUAGAGAUUGGAGAGGUGUUGCAGUUUUAUGAUACAGACAAGCGCUUUCCUGCUUGGGGUUUUGGAGCACGACCAAUUGAUGGUCCAGUCUCUCAUUGUUUUAACUUGAAUGGUAGCAGUAAUUGCUGUGAGGUUGAAGGAAUCCCAGGAAUUAUGAUGGCAUAUACAAGUGCUCUCUUUAAUGUGUCACUUGCAGGGCCAACCCUUUUUGGACCUGUAAUUAAUGCUGCUGCACUGAUAGCCAGUCAGUCUCUUGCUACGGAUCAGCAGAAGUACUUUGUUUUGUUAAUAAUCACAGAUGGGGUAAUAACCGAUCUUCAAGAAACAAAAGAUGCCCUUGUGAAGGCGUCCGACCUGCCAUUGUCAAUCCUUAUUGUUGGGGUUGGAGGAGCUGACUUUAAGGAGAUGGAGGUUUUAGACGCAGACAAAGGAGACAGGCUUGAAAGUUCAAGUGGACGUGUUGCAUCACGUGAUAUAGUCCAAUUUGUUCCGUUUCGCGAUGUACAGAGUGGUGAGAUCUCUAUUGUUCACUCGCUUCUAGCAGAAUUACCUACCCAAUUUUUAACGUACAUGCGAACCAGAGAUAUUCAACCAAAAAGGCCAUUGUAGACAUUGUACAUAGUUGACAAUUUAUUCUGUUAUUGGCGCCCAUGCUAACCGAGUUCAACAUAGUUCCAGCAAGGGCUUUGUUGAGAUUGGUUGAGCUGAGUUGUUCCGAAUGAGGUUGAUUUUGUUGGGUCCAUGGUGCCAGUGCUGCUCAAGGAUUCUCCAUUUCUAGUGAGGCAUCCUUCAUCUCACUAGGAAGGGUAACAUUACAUUUGUUUAUAACAGUUGAGGAAAAAUCAUUUAUGCAUCAAAGCUACACAGAUCGAUCCUUGUUCACAAACUUGAGAAUGGUGAUAAAAGAGAUCAAAGUCAAAGAAAGGUGAGGAGGGUGUGACUAUUAUAGUUGUUUUUGGUCAAUGGGUUAGAGAUUUUGGCAAUGCUAAUUAACUGGGUUCGCUCUCUCUCUCUCUCAUAAUGAUAAUCUCUAACCCAUUGACAAGAAACAACUAUAAUAAUGAGACCCUUUAUUAUUAUUAUUAUUUUUUAAAAAUUGGUUAACUAAAACUAUAUUGAAUGAAAGAAAUAUUAUACAAUUUUAAGAGAUAAUACUUGGUGAUCUAAUUGAUAGAUGGAGUACUCAGCUCGCUGUGCGGGUUUGUUGGUGUUCAA